Molecule: messenger RNA, 339 nt
Organism: Paramuricea clavata
Lineage: Eukaryota; Metazoa; Cnidaria; Anthozoa; Malacalcyonacea; Plexauridae
Source: the annotation of a GenBank genome assembly
AUGGAUAUAUGUCGUUCUGCGGAAGUAACAAAAGCCCAAGUGGAAGCGCUGGGCGUUAAAGUGGAAGCACGGGAAUUCUCACCUUUGAUCAGCGAGGAGGUGUAUAGCGUGAAAGACAAACGGAAUAGUCGCAACCCACAACGCCGUACUGUACAGUUCGUAGAAUGUAAAUAUUGUGGCCGAAAGCACGAAAACGCCAGAGAGAAAUGUAAGACAUGCAACAGGUCUGGUCGAAUGAAUCAUUUUGCGCUAGUGUGCAGGCAAGAAAGUCGUGGAAAGGAGAGAAACAGUCCAUCAGGUGACAGAGAGAGAUCUAGAGCAGCCAAAUUGAAGAGAUGA